UUUUGUAGGUCUUAUUUAUGUGUCACUCUGAGAAAUUCUAUCCUUUUGUUUUUCAAGAUAAAUAAUGCAGGGACUUGUAUAAUGAAACCCACAAUGGAAUGGGCAGCUGAAGAAUGCACACAUAUGAUGGCUACUAAUUUUGAAUCAGCCCUCCAUUUAAGCCAACUAGCUCACCCUCUCUUGAAAGCUUCAUCAUCAGGAAACAUAGUGUUCAUUUCCACCAUUGGAACAUUUAUAGUUUAUCAAGGAGGAGCAAUUUAUUCAGCAAGUAAAGGAGCAAUGAAUCAAAUUACCAAGCACCUAGCAUGUGAGUGGGCCAAAGACAACAUCAGAGUCAACGGAGUUGCACCUGCAACUAUUAAUACCUCUCUCGUUGAAUACCUUGGUAAAGACAGCGAUAUACUGAUGAAAGAAGCCUCUCGUGUUCCUCUUGGGCGUUUAGGAGAACCAGAGGAAGUGGCAUCUGUUGUGGCCUUCCUUUGCCUUCCUGCAGCUUCAUAUGUUACAGGCCAAAUCAUUUGCAUUGAUGGAGGGCGGGCACAGAUUUCUUAGACUUAGAGUGGACAGCCACGUUUCCAUAAAAUUUGAGAACUUAUUAUAAUCAGAAUGUGAAGUAAAUUACACCUUCUGUAUAUUUGCUGCUGUAGAUCCUUUGCUUCUGAGGAGCAAUGGAUCAGCUUACUAAAUAUGUUGUGUUUCUUAUUGAUUUGAUCUGAGUUGUUUAUCCACAUCUUCUCAAACUAUAUUGGCGUUUACAUGCUUGCUACUCUAAUUUAUGGUAAUGUAAUCAACCAUUUUUUAUUUUAA
Molecule: messenger RNA, 807 nt
Organism: Dioscorea cayenensis subsp. rotundata (Guinea yam)
Lineage: Eukaryota; Viridiplantae; Streptophyta; Magnoliopsida; Dioscoreales; Dioscoreaceae
Product: tropinone reductase homolog At5g06060-like
Exons: 3
Coding region: 82-552 (156 amino acids)
Molecular function (GO): oxidoreductase activity
Source: RefSeq, a predicted model, not a curated record